Molecule: messenger RNA, 246 nt
Organism: Podospora pseudocomata
Lineage: Eukaryota; Fungi; Ascomycota; Sordariomycetes; Sordariales; Podosporaceae
Exons: 2
Coding region: 1-246 (81 amino acids)
Biological process (GO): translation
Cellular component (GO): ribosome
Molecular function (GO): structural constituent of ribosome
Source: RefSeq, a predicted model, not a curated record
AUGAGAGCGAAGUGGAGAAAAAAGAGAGUUAGACGCUUGAAGCGCAAGAGAAGAAAGAUGAGAGCCAGAUCCGAACUCAGCACCUUGGUCGUCCCUUUAGACUACCACGGCGACGCAAACCGUUCUUUGACUUUGCCCGUCGUCAAGUGGGCCAAUAGGUCUCGGCAACCACCCCGAGUCUUCAGCAACCACGUUCUCCCCGGGACAACACUUUACAACAAUGGCAUUCACUGCGCGGAGGUCUGA